AUGGUAGAUUCCCUGAAGGCGACGGGGUUGAAUCCGCCAGGGCAUCUCACAUCCUUCACAAGCCCAACAACCAGCUCCAGGGUAUCGGGAUUCCCGUCACCGUGUUUUGGGAUAGUUUACAGUGAGAGUCUCAGGGCUCGACUCGCAAGCUCUCCUCCGGUCUACGGAGACACAUAUGUAUCACUAUCCGCCCGUACCCAGCAGUGGAUCAAGUACCCCGUGAAGAGAGGAGAAGAUCACCAACUCCCGCUAAUGAUUGAGCUUCGAGCUAUAUAUCGCCGCCUCCAGAAGACUCCUACUCUAUACGGUAGGACUAGUGCUUCAAAUCUGACAACCAAGAUCGGAUACCUUGUCAUCCGUCACCUGGAGAAUUGCAAGCCGAUUGCCGGAUGA
Molecule: messenger RNA, 393 nt
Organism: Aspergillus ochraceoroseus IBT 24754
Lineage: Eukaryota; Fungi; Ascomycota; Eurotiomycetes; Eurotiales; Aspergillaceae
Exons: 2
Coding region: 1-393 (130 amino acids)
Source: RefSeq, a predicted model, not a curated record